AUGUUUAGCCCUUCACUGGCCAGGAAAUUCCGUUGUUGCGAUAUGAAAGCUGUUACCAGGAUGUUCGUCGCAAUUGGCCAGAUCUCUUGCCAUCCCAAUGUUGAAUUCUGUGAAGACCUCGAGAUAUCGUCGGCGAACUUUCGAGCCCGUGAGAAGCAGAUCAUCGACGAAAUCAUCGGCCCCGAAAACUACGACAAGCGCAUCAGGCCGGCGGGGACCAAUGACACAGGACCCGCCAUCGUCCGCAUUAACAUCAUGAUUAGGAAUGUGGAGACGAUAUCUGACGUCAAGAUGGAAUACAGUAUACAGAUCUAUUUCCGAGAACAGUGGAAGGAUCAUCGUCUAACCUUCAACAAUAUGGGAGGACGUAUCAAGUACCUGACGCUCACAGAGGCUGACAUGGUGUGGAUGCCUGACUUGUUCUUCAAGAACGAGAAGGAGGGACAUUUUCACAAGAUUAUCCUUCCUAAUUUCUACAUCCGAAUCUAUCCCGAUGGCGGAGUCCUCUACAGUAUCCGAAUCUCGCUGACGUUAUCUUGCCCGAUGGACCUGAAGCUGUUCCCCCUCGAUCGUCAGCAGUGUCAGCUCCUUAUGGCUUCUUACGGAUGGACGACCGAGGACCUGGUGUUCCUGUGGAAGGACGUGGAGCCUGUACAGGUCACGAAGAACCUGCACCUACCACGCUUCACCUUGGAGAAGUUUAUCACGGACUACUGCAACAGCAAGACGAACACCGGUGAAUACUCGUGCCUGCUGGUGGCGCUCAUCUUCAAGAGGGAAUUUUCAUACUACCUGAUCCAGUACUACAUCCCUUGCUGUAUGUUGGUGAUCGUGUCAUGGGUGUCCUUCUGGCUGGACCAAAACGCCGUGCCCGCCCGCGUGGCCCUCGGCGUGACCACGCUGCUCACCAUGUCGACGCAGACCUCCUCCAUCAACCAGUCGCUCCCGCCCGUGUCCUACACCAAGGCCAUCGACGUGUGGACGGGCGUGUGCCUCACAUUCGUGUUCGGCGCGCUGUUGGAGUUCGCCCUCGUCAACUACGCCUCGAGGUCCGACAAGCACCGCGAGAAGCUGAAGGAGAAGCUGAAGGAGCAGAAGAAGCAGUGGGAGGUGGAGCACGCGGCCGCCCUCGAGGCUGUCAUGGCGGAGCAGGCGGAGGACGGUCACUCGGCUUUCGCCAUGAAGCCCCUCGUCUCCCGGCACAACGGCGGAAUGGGCGGCGAGAAGACGCGCCCGUGUGAGAUCCACCUGCAGGCGCCUCGCAAGAACUGCUGUCGCUCCUGGCUGUCCAAGUUCCCCACAAGGAGUAAGCGCAUCGACGUCAUCUCCCGCAUCACUUUCCCGCUGGUGUUUGCCUUCUUCAACAUGGCUUAUUGGAGUACGUAUCUCUUCACGGAGGAGGAGGAGGACAACCCCAAAUAG
This is a messenger RNA of Penaeus indicus, 1422 nucleotides long. Its product is annotated as glutamate-gated chloride channel-like. Gene Ontology annotation, cellular component: plasma membrane; synapse; neuron projection. NCBI's taxonomy places the organism in Eukaryota, Metazoa, Arthropoda, Malacostraca, Decapoda, Penaeidae. Bases 1 to 1422 code for a protein of 473 amino acids. Gene Ontology annotation, biological process: nervous system process; signal transduction; chloride transmembrane transport. The transcript is spliced from 11 exons. Gene Ontology annotation, molecular function: transmitter-gated monoatomic ion channel activity involved in regulation of postsynaptic membrane potential; excitatory extracellular ligand-gated monoatomic ion channel activity; chloride channel activity. The record is from RefSeq and is a predicted model, not a curated record.